Messenger RNA from Macrobrachium nipponense, 4814 nucleotides. RefSeq names its product zinc finger protein 665-like. Bases 360 to 2714 code for a protein of 784 amino acids. The transcript has 2 exons. The record is from RefSeq and is a predicted model, not a curated record. Lineage: Eukaryota; Metazoa; Arthropoda; Malacostraca; Decapoda; Palaemonidae.
GAGCGUCCUGUGACCUCCAGCACCAUGGUGGAGAGAGAGAGGAGGAGUAGUGUAUUGUACUGGAUAAGGUGUUUUAUGUUAUUUUAUGUGGUGUGUGACAACAGUUCCGAUUACCGUAAUGGACGAGAGGAAACGUUAACUGCGUCGCCGUCGGAUGAACGCUGUUUGCAACGACUCUAGACACAAGAAAUCUGAAGUAUCUUCACGAGUUCAUAGCGGAAGUUGAAACAUCAAAAGCUCCACCAAGACCUCAAGAGGAAUGAAUCAGCAUCCUAAGUGAUAAGGCUAAGAACUCUGUUGUUAGGGUAGAGUGGAAUGAGGAAAGUUGCACGACUAAUACUCGGUACACCGCCAUCUUCAUGAUGGAAAGGAUCCACAUAACCCACCCAGGCAAAUUCCACAGGUUGAACCAAGUUGGAGUAGUCAGUCAGCAAACAGUUGGCUACCCCAUACCAACCUCGUAUGUCAACUUUCACGUUCAAGAGAGUCUGAAUUUAGUUCCAAAAGAACAGAAUUCUCAGACGUCUCAGACCGUUCAGACUACUACUGCAACUGUUCAGAUUCCUGCCCAGGCAUCUUUACAAAUCCCUGCUCAGACUCAGCUACAGAUCCCACAAAUUCAAAUUCCAGCCCAGGCUACUCUGCAGAUUCCUACUCAGAUCACCUCGCAACUCACGACACAGGAAGCUCAGCAGCUCAUCAACAAAACGGCCAUUCACAAUGCAACAGAGCUCCUUCUGCCACAACCAACACAAAGCACCUCCCAAGUUGCAACUCAGACGACUCCACAGGCACAAAUUGCAGUACAAAACCAGGUAACAACACCGACAAACCCUGAGAGGCCUUAUGAAUGUCAGCGCUGUAGCAGGCAGUUUGCCCAGAAGAGUCAUCUCACCAGCCACAUGCUAUGGCACGACCGAGAGAAGAACUUUGAGUGUCAGAAAUGCGACAAGAAAUUCUCCAUGGAGAGUCACUUGAACGGACACAUGUUGGAACACAGCGAAAAUAAGAAAUACGAGUGUGAAAUGUGUGGCAAGCGAUUUGCCAUGGAGAAUUACCUGAACAGCCACAUGCUCGUCCACAUCUCGGAAAAGAAGUUUGAGUGUAAGCAGUGUGACAAGAAAUUCUCCAUGGAGAACCACCUUAACAGCCACAUGAUGGUUCACAACCAGGAGAAGAACUUCAAGUGUGACAAGUGUCAUAAGCGCUAUUCCCAGAAGAGCCACUUGGUGAGCCAUAUGCAGAAACACAGCACAGACAAAAAAUUUGAAUGCUCAGUUUGUAACAAGCGAUUCUUAUUGGAGAAUCAUCUCAAUAGCCACAUGCUUAUUCAUAGUGAAGAGAAAAAGUUUGAGUGCAUGAUGUGUGGAAAGAAAUUCAACAUGGAAAACCACCUGAAUAGCCAUAUGUUAGUGCAUAGUGAGGAAAAGAGAUUCCAGUGCAGCCUGUGUGAGAAACGGUUCAACAUGGAGAGUCACUUGAACAGCCACAUGUUGGUUCACAAUGACGAAAAGAAAUACGAGUGUCAAAUAUGUCACAAGAGGUUCAACAUGGAAAGUCAUUUGAAUAGCCACAUGUUGGUUCAUAAUGAAAAGAAGUUCCACUGCCUCAUGUGUGGAAAGAGAUUUUACAUGGAGAUUCAUCUGAACAGUCACAUGGUAAUGCACAACACAGAGAAGAACUUUGCGUGCGAGGUUUGCGGCAAGAGAUUCACCCUGGAAAGUCAUCUGAACAGCCACAUGUUGAUUCAUAGUGAAGAGAAGAAAUUUGAAUGUCUUAUCUGUGGUAAGAGAUUCAACAUGGGCAGUCAUCUGAACAGCCAUAUGUUGAUCCACAAUGAAAAGAAGUUCGAGUGCAUGCUCUGUGGCAAGCGCUUCAACAUGAUUAGUCAUCUCAACAGUCACAUGCAGGUACACAGUGAAAAAAGGUUUGAGUGUGACAUUUGUGGGAAGAAAUUUGGACAGAACAGUCACCUUAAUAGCCACAGGUUCGUGCAUAGCAUUGAAAAGAAGUACGAGUGUCAGGUUUGCAAGAAGAAAUUCUUGCAGGAGAGUCAUCUCACCAGCCAUUUGUUCGUGCACAGUGAAGAGAAGAAGUUCGAGUGCGAAAUUUGUGGCAAACGUUUCUUACAAGAAUUGCAUUUGAACAGCCACAGGUACAUGCACAACGAGGAUGUCAAACAGGAGUGUCAGGAGUGGGGAAAGAGAUUCAACCAGAGAAGCCAAGUGAGUAGCAACCCUGUCAUGGUUCAUAAUGACGAGAAGAGGUUCGCGUGCGAGACGUGCGGCAAGCGUUUCGCCCAGAAGAGUCACUUGAAUAGCCAUAGGUUUGUCCAUAGCGAAGAGAAGCGUUUCGAGUGCGGAGUCUGCGGCAAACGUUUCGCCCAGGCCAGUUACCUUAGUAGCCAUAGUUAUGUACAUAGUGAGGAAAAGAAAUUCGAGUGCGAGGUAUGCAAGAAACGUUUCACUCACGAGAGUUACCUGAACAGCCACCGGUACGUGCACAUCGAGAAGAAAACUGCCGAGAUUGUGGAGUUUGUGAAACUGGUCCCUCAACCAUUACCGAAGGAAGGAGACGGCUCUCAGAUGGAGAUUGAGGACGAUAAGAAACCCAUGCAGUAUGACCCUAACACGAAAUUGUUGAUACAGCAGACAUAUCAACCGCCGUAUGCUUACGCUCAGUGGGAACACGUGCGCACCCUGUGGUCCUUGUAAUGAGUCUAGUGAUCUAGAACGAAACGGGAAACAUUCUGAGUGAAGAAGAACUUGUGACAAACAUUUAUUCUGACUAUAACUAUAAAUAUUUUAUCAUGUUAUUGCUUAGUUUUUGGGGUGGAAGUUUCUGGUUGUAAUCGAUAAUCUGCAGUACUUCUUAGUUUCACAAAAAUAAAAAACAAUUUUUAUUUGAUGUAGAAAUGCUUUGAAUAUGAUAUAGCCUGCCUGUGGUAGGAUCUGGUAUUACUAUUAUAUUAUUAUUACAUUUAUUAUUAUUAUUAUAUUAUGAGGAUGUAUAUUUAUAAAAAAAAAAAGUGGAAUGUAACAUAUUGUACACUAUUUUUUAAAAUAUAAACAGGCCUGUCAGUUGAAUGAUGAGUUUCGGAUAUUUUAUACAAUGAAAUUUGUGAAUAAUGAAACAACAACCCUGGUGUUGAGUAUUUAGUUACGUAAUGUUUACUGCAAUUAUAAUUAAGAAUUACACGAUGAUUUUACAAACACAGUGAAAAACGAAUAGGCGUGUGUGUACAAGUGCUGUAAAUCGACAGGGACCUUUGGAAAUAACCGUAGUCCCCUUUUAGCGAAAUUUAAACGUAUUAUGAUACGUUUGAGCGAGUGAAAUGCGGAAACUGACCAGCUGUCAGAUCUUCGCCGUUGUGAUUUGACGGCAGAAGGUUAAGGAAAGAUUUCUGAUAAACUUCAGAAAGAAAAUAAAUUCUGUGGUGCCGUAAUACUACAACUGUUCCUCUGAGAUAGCAUGCUCUGUGAAUUCUCAGAGAAGAGCUGGUUCCAACGGCAAACUGCUCUUAAUUCCUUAUUGUUGAACUCGAGAAGAAAAGUCCUUUGAAAAAAUCGUGUUGCACCACAAAGCCAAAAAAAGAAAACAUUAAAAAAAAAACACUGGUUUUUGAGAUACUUUUCAUAUACUUCAAACAGGUAUUUCAAAAAGUGUAUGAUGAAAAAUAAUCACCUAGCUUUCAAAUAUCCAAUAGGACUUAUCUGUGAUUUUUAAUGUACAGUUAGUCAUAGGAACUUAUUAUUUUACCUUUACCUGUACUUAUUUCUACCAAACAAAUCGUAUAUGAUGAUGAUGAUGAUACACUUGUGUAAUAGGCUAGACUUUGCUAUCAUGUGCGUAUGAUGCCGUUAACUUCGUUACUACUAUAUAUUUUGGUAAUACUACUACUAUCAGUGUCGUUUAGUUGACGUAGGUCCAAAUUCUGGUUUGAUUCGGAGGUCACUCGAGAAGUAUUCGUCUCGAUUUUCCGUAGAUGACGUCACUAGCUUCAACUCACAAGUCUGACCGAGUUUUUAAAUAGUGGGGGCGGAAGAGGGUUAAGCAAGAAACACCACAAACUAAAGCGAUGAAUGCACAGCAAAGGAGGAGUAGUACAAGUGACGCGUACAAGAUAGGCGCAAGAAGUCGAUUUAAACAACCGUGACUCUUCUACGGAAAAAAACAGGCGCGAAAAAAAGCUCGCGCGAGAUAUUCCUCGAGUUUGUAACCUCCUCAGGCAAUAGAUUCUAAAAAGUAUGGAGUCUUCUAUAAUUAAUUUUUUUCACUGUCUUUCACUAGUUAGCAGCUAAAAAUAUAAAAGCUAUGUUCAUCUUACCAGGAAGAGGGGGGGAAAAAAAUUCCGUGUUACAGUAGGCGCGCGUCGUAUGUUUUUUUCCAACUUUUGUGCAGAUUUGAUCGAUUGUAUCGAGAACGGGAUACACUCAGGGUGUGUCAUGAUGCUUCAGGGAAUAAUAAUGUUUAUAUAAACGCGUAUUUUAGGAAAAAAUUGUUGCUAAAUUAAUUUUUUUUAUUUGUGAUUUAUGGUUAUUAUAUAUAUGUAUAUACAUAUUAACUGAAUCACGAAAAUGUGGAACGUGAAGGAUACUAUAUAAAUAAAGGCGAAAGUCACGAAGGAGAGAGGAAACGACGGAGAUAUAUGCAAGGCCUCUCGACUUCUUGUCUAAAAGGUCUUGCAGCUCUGCAUCGUAUCUUUCGUUUGUGGAUUUUGUCUGAAUAAUUAAAAUGCAAUUUAGCUUUUGGAUUAUCAAAAGGUUUCCUAUGCUUUUAUAUAUAUAUAUAUAUAUAUAUAUAUAUAUAUAUAU